GCCCUCCCCGCGGCGGCUGGCGUCGAGAAAGUACAGUAAAAAGUCCAAGUGCAGCGCUCGGCGCAAGAUGGGAACCGGCUCCUCCAGCUACCGGCCCAAGGCCAUCUACUUGGACAUCGAUGGACGCAUUCAGAAGGUGGUCUUUAGCAAGUACUGCAACUCCAGCGACAUCAUGGACCUGUUCUGCAUCGCCACUGGCCUGCCUCGGAACACAACCAUCUCCCUCCUGACCACGGACGACGCCAUGGUCUCCAUUGACCCCACCAUGCCCGCCAAUUCAGAACGGACCCCCUACAAAGUGAGACCCGUGGCCAUCAAGCAACUCUCUGAGAAAGAAGAACUGAUCCAGAGCGUGCUGACCCAGGUGGCCGAGCAGUUCUCGAGGGCAUUUAAAAUCAACGAACUGAAAGCUGAAGUUGCAAACCACUUGGCCGUGCUAGAGAAACGGGUCGAACUGGAAGGACUGAAAGUGGUGGAGAUUGAGAAAUGCAAGAGCGACAUUAGAAAGAUGAGGGAGGAGCUGGCAGCCAGAAGCAACAGGACCAGCUGUCCCUGUAAGUACAGUUUCUUGGAUAGCACUAAGAAGUUGACGCCUCGACGUGAUGUCCCCGCAUAUCCCAAGUACCUGCUCUCCCCCGAGACCAUAGAAGCCCUGCGGAAGCCCACCUUCGACGUCUGGCUCUGGGAGCCCAACGAGAUGCUCAGCUGCUUAGAGCACAUGUACCACGACCUGGGCCUGGUCAGAGACUUCAGCAUCAACCCUGUCACGCUCAAGAGGUGGCUGCUCUGCGUGCACGACAACUACCGGAACAACCCCUUCCACAACUUCCGGCACUGCUUCUGCGUCGCCCAGAUGAUGUACAGCAUGGUCUGGCUCUGCGGGCUCCAGGAGAAGUUUUCCCAGAUGGAUAUCUUGAUCCUGAUGACAGCAGCCAUCUGCCAUGAUUUGGACCAUCCCGGCUACAACAACACGUACCAGAUCAACGCCCGCACGGAGCUGGCUGUCCGCUACAAUGACAUCUCGCCCCUGGAGAACCACCACUGUGCCGUGGCCUUCCAGAUCCUCACCCAGCCUGAGUGCAACAUCUUCUCCAAUGUGCAGCCGGACAGCUUCCGGCAGAUCAGACAGGGGAUGAUCACGUUAAUCUUGGCCACGGACAUGGCAAGACACGCAGAGAUUAUGGAUUCUUUCAAGGAAAAAAUGGAGAAUUUUGACUACAGCAAUGAGGAGCACGUGACCCUCCUGAAGAUGGUUCUGAUAAAGUGCUGUGACAUCUCCAACGAGGUCCGCCCGGCGGAGGUGGCCGAGCCCUGGGUGGACUGCUUGCUGGAGGAGUACUUCAUGCAGAGCGACCGCGAGAAGUCAGAGGGCCUGCCCGUGGCCCCGUUCAUGGACCGGGACAAAGUGACCAAAGCCACAGCCCAAAUUGGGUUCAUCAAGUUCGUCCUGAUCCCAAUGUUCGAAACGGUGACCAAGCUCUUCCCUGCAGUCGAGGAGCUCAUGCUGCAGCCCCUGUGGGAAUCCAGAGAUCGCUAUGAGGAGCUGAAGCAAAUAGACGACGCCAUGAAGGAGAAGGCUGACAGCCUGAUGUCCGGGGACACCAAGUCGAGAGAGAAAAGCAGAGAUGUGAGAAAGAGUGAAGAUUCUUUUCCAUGAUAGCUUAUUACAAAAAAUUGAAUAGAGUUCCCCGUGCUGUACAGUAGGUCCUUGUUGUUUAUCUAUUUUAUAUAUAGUAGUGUGUAUCUAUUAGUCCCAACCUCCUAUUUUAUCCCUCCCCACCUUUUCCCAUUUGGUAACCAUAGUUUGUUUUCUGUGUCCAUGAGUCUAUUUCUGGUUUGUAAAUAAAAUUUGUAUCAUUUUUUCAGAUUCCACAUAUAACUGAUAUCAUUUGAUAUUUGUCUUUCUCUGAUGUACUUCACUGGAUAUGAUAAUCUCUAGGUCCAUCUAUGUUGCUGCAAAGGGCAUUUUUUCAUUCUUUUUUAUCGCUGAGUAGCGUUCUGUUAUAUGUAUAUAUACCACAUCUUCAUCCAGUCAUCCUGUUGUUUUAGUGAUUAAACGAGCAGAGUUCUGGGACAGAAGACGUGCUCCUUGUCUAUGUGUGAUUUGUGGCACUGCCUGCACAUUUCCAGUCCCACAGACACAAAUCAGCAUUCUUUCUCCUU
Molecule: messenger RNA, 2163 nt
Organism: Camelus dromedarius (Arabian camel)
Lineage: Eukaryota; Metazoa; Chordata; Mammalia; Artiodactyla; Camelidae
Gene: PDE9A
Product: phosphodiesterase 9A
Exons: 19
Coding region: 68-1657 (529 amino acids)
Biological process (GO): signal transduction; cGMP catabolic process
Molecular function (GO): 3',5'-cyclic-GMP phosphodiesterase activity
Source: RefSeq, a predicted model, not a curated record